Molecule: messenger RNA, 1377 nt
Organism: Symbiodinium natans
Lineage: Eukaryota; Dinophyceae; Suessiales; Symbiodiniaceae
Source: the annotation of a GenBank genome assembly
AUGGCCUCAAUGCCUUCUGUGCGGUGGAGCGGCUGCCUGCCUUUCAGCUGGCAGGCGCAAGUUCCGCAGCUGCCUGCCCACAAAGGCCUGGCAUUUGACCGAAAACGACCGGGGCAUGUGCCGAAACCGCUGCUCCCUCCCGGGACAAGAGGCUUUGCAGCAGCAUAUGCGCGUGAACGCGCCGUGGGUAAGCUCGCCAUGCGCGGCGAAGGCUGGAAUCAGAAGGACGCUGCGGCUUCAGUCCUUGUCACGGGCACAGCCAUCGGCGGGGGCUUCUUGGCUCUGCCUUACACCUCGGCCCCUUCUGGCUUCGUUCCAUCCGCUGUCGUGAUGCUGGUGUCCUGGGCCUUGCUGCUCUUCCAGGCUCACGUUGUGACCGAUCUGGUCGUUGACGAGUCACGUCGCGCUGGGAGGGUGGUGAGCUACGCAACCCUGGCCGAGCGACGGCUGGGAUCCGGAGGACGGGCCGUGCUGUCCUCGCUCUUCCUGCUCCUCAUGAUGGCCACAUUGGUCUCGCAGUUCGCGAAAGCGGGGUCGCUUCUUUCGGCGCUGACGGGCUUGCCAGAAGCCGGGCUCAGCGCUGUUCUGGCCGUCGGCCUGGCGACCCUUACCUGGAAAAGCUCCUCCAACACCACGGCCAGCGUGAAUGGCUUGCUUACGCUUGGCUUCAUGGCAGCCUGCGCUGUCCUCUUCGCCGCCGGCGUGCCCCUCGCUGAUUGGACCCGUCUCUCCAGGACGAACUGGUCAGUGUGCUUGCCAUCCUUUCCUACCAUCUUGCAGCUCUUCGUGUACCUGGAAGUAAUCCCCACCCUGGGAACGAUACUCAAGCUGGAUCCGCACCGCAUGAAGAGAGCGGUUCUGGUGGGCUCGGUGUUGCUGCUGAUUCUGGAGCUCGCUUGGUCAGGGCUCGGGUUGGGGCUCGUGCCCUUCGUCCAGGGCCUCCGCGCGGACCCCGUGGACGUGCUACUGGGACGUGGCGGACUGGUCUCUGCGGCGGUUCUUGUGCUUGGUUGCUGCGCAGUUUGCACAACAAUCCUGGGAACGAACCUGGCGUUGCGCUCUUUCCUCAGCGACGGAGUACCGAAGCGGGUAUCGGCCUUUGCCUUCGUUGCCACAUCGGUGCUGCCAGCGGUCGCCAGCCUGUGGCCAAAUGCUUUCUUUGGCGCGAUCGAUUUCGCAGGGGCCUACCCAGUGACGCUGCUUUGGGGCUGCGCGCCACCCCUCAUGGCCCUGGCGAAAAGCAAGCGGCUAAGCGGGACGCAAACCACACUACUGAAGCUCAUCCUGCUUGCGUCAGUGGUAUCGGUCACCAUCUGUGCAGCGCAAGACAUCGGAAGAUUCCUCGGCCUGCAGUCUGUGGCUGCGCGGUGGGCAUGA